AGUGCUCUGACGACCGUCAGAUUGGACUGGCGUGACGGUGCGUCGGUUUUGUCCCUGUGUUUCGGCGCCGGUUGUCUGUGACUCGUGGACUUGUGUCUGUGCGAGGAGGGGAAGCGCUGUUCGGGAUGGUGCAGGAGACUUUCGAAGCCAUAAGGAUGGCGGCUGGUGGCCAUAGUGAGGUCAAGUGCGAGCAGCUCGAGUGCUGCGCCGGCUGCAGUCUGAAGAUCACGGACCGCUUCUUGCUGCGGAUGAUGGAUGCCUCGUGGCACGAGGAGUGUCUCGUCUGCUCCGUCUGUCGCGUCCGCCUCACGCAGUCCUGCUUCACCAAGGACAACAAGGUCUUCUGCAAGUACGACUACGAAAGGCUAUACCUGGUCAAGUGUUCCGGUUGCGGGGAGCGCGCGCUGCCUCACGAGCUGGUGAUGCGCGCCCAGACACAGGUGUACCACAUGCAGUGUUUCGUGUGCGUGGUGUGCUGCCAGCUGCUGCAGAAGGGCGACCAGUUCGUGCUGCGACAGGGUCAGCUACUCUGCAGGGCCGAUUAUGAGAAGGAAAUGUUCAUGCUGCAGCAGACACAGGGAGACUUCUGGGACGCCGGCAUUCCAGGUCUGGACCUGGGUGACGAGACGGGCCGGCCUCGGGACGGUCGCAGGGGUCCCAAGCGGCCCCGAACGAUACUGACCUCGGCCCAGCGGCGUCAGUUCAAGGCCUCGUUCGAGGUCAGCCCCAAACCGUGCAGAAAGAUCCGCGAGGCGCUGGCCAAGGAGACGGGUCUGUCAGUGCGCGUGGUGCAGGUCUGGUUCCAGAACCAGCGGGCCAAGAUGAAGAAGCUGCAGCGACGCGCCAAGCAGCAGCAGGACGGCCAGGACAAGGACAAGCCGGACAAGAAGGACGCCGCCGACGCCACCGACAAGAAGGCCGAUGCUGAUUAUGUGGCUGACAGUCCGUACGGCUCUGGAACGCCCAGCGUCGGUCACCCGUACUCACCUGACGCACAAUCAAACGAGAGCUUCUGUGGCUCGGAUGACGUCAGUCUCGAGGACACCGCCUCAUUUGAGAACCUCGACGAGAGCCACGCCGAGCCCAACAUGAUGCAGACGUCGUCAGCCCCACAGCCGCUGGACAUGAUGCAAAACUACGGCAGCAUCAACCCCAUCGACAAGCUGUACCUCAUGCAGAACUCGUACUUCACCGAUCGCGACCACUGAGGACACGCUACUGCAGGCGAAGGAUGGACAGGACUCGCCGUCACGUCUGAACCAAGCCGAGAAAAGCUGGCCGGGGAUUCAAACCGGCAGAAACAGGCCCCAGUCCGCUUGGAAAUGUGACUGACUGGUCAGCGGCAGUGAUACAGUUUGCAAAUGGCUGGCAUGGGACGGCAAACGAGUCACGUCAGUAAAAGACCGGCAGGGCAGCGGCAUUCUGCGAAGUGACGAGGAGUGACCCUCAAUGGACUCAGCCCACCCAUAAUUCUAGUCAGAGCACUGGCCGGCUCGUAAGUGUCGACAGCAGCUUGCUGAUCGUGUUCGCCGCUGUGACAGCUGCAGCAUGUGGACAGCUGUUGACAGCGAUGACGUCAUCCAUACUCUUCCCAAAAAGUAAGGGUAAAAAGGCGUUGACUGUCGGUUAUGACAGCGAUGACGAUGGAGCAAAUGUGUACUUUAUAUCGCUGUCGACCAGCAUACCGUUGACACCAACUGCUACAUCAAUGUUCAAAUCGGUGAGGACUAUUUUUGCAAUAAAAGACCUCACAGACAACACAACACCGUCGGGAGAUGCGAACUGUUCAGAUUGUGUCUGUACAGCGUUUAACAUGAUGUCGAUAGGAAGCGGUGUAUGUGACGCGCAUGGACGCGUUGUCAGACAGUCUGGACUCUACUCGGACCCGCUCAGUGCGGCGGUGGGCACCGGUGCAGCUGUUUUGUGAUACCCCAGAGUCUGUGUGUGACGUCGCUCGCGGCUGAUGGCCUCAACAUUCCACCGGGAGGGCGUGGGGGCUGGUCAGCGUGCGGUUCUACGUGUGACGUCAUACGCAGCGGCGAUCUUUCCGUGCAAUGGAGUCGGUGCGACCGCGGCGCCCUCUGUACAGUACAGUCGAGGGGUAUCUGAAAUCUGUAUCAACUGGGAGAAAUGUCUGUGUGCUGGCCGCUCAUGUGUGUCUACUGUGUAUGUAACACCAGCUGUUAAUCUUUUGCAUCUGUAAUAAAGAAAUGUGAGUGA
This is a messenger RNA of Amphibalanus amphitrite, 2220 nucleotides long. RefSeq names its product LIM homeobox transcription factor 1-beta.1-like. The transcript is spliced from 8 exons. Gene Ontology annotation, cellular component: nucleus. Gene Ontology annotation, molecular function: DNA-binding transcription factor activity, RNA polymerase II-specific; RNA polymerase II transcription regulatory region sequence-specific DNA binding. The record is from RefSeq and is a predicted model, not a curated record. NCBI's taxonomy places the organism in Eukaryota, Metazoa, Arthropoda, Thecostraca, Balanomorpha, Balanidae. Gene Ontology annotation, biological process: regulation of transcription by RNA polymerase II; neuron differentiation. Bases 126 to 1208 code for a protein of 360 amino acids.